This is a messenger RNA of Nothobranchius furzeri (turquoise killifish), 2006 nucleotides long. RefSeq names its product myozenin 1a (gene myoz1a). The record is from RefSeq and is a predicted model, not a curated record. Lineage: Eukaryota; Metazoa; Chordata; Actinopteri; Cyprinodontiformes; Nothobranchiidae. Gene Ontology annotation, cellular component: actin cytoskeleton; Z disc. Gene Ontology annotation, molecular function: telethonin binding; actin binding; FATZ binding.
CUUCUGCCUCCUCCUCCUCCUCUUGGUCUUGACACCAAAAUUCCUGCCACACACACACCCAACCUUUUGGAAGAUCUCCUCUCCGAGGGUUGGGUAGGUUCUGCACUUCCCGGGAUCUGAGUCCAGCCAUACGUAGGGUCUGAGGCACUGAGGGAUUCCUACACCGGUGAUCAAGAUCAAUAUCUUCCUCACGGUUUUGGUAUUUAUAGUUCCUUCUGACCUCGCCCGGAUCACAACAGAAAGCCGUCAUGCCUCUGGGAACACCUGCCCCCCUAAACAAGCGGAAAAAGCCCUCCAAGAUCAUAACUGACCUAUCACAUAUCAGCCAGAUUGAGUGUGAAGCAGAGCCAGAGGCAUCAGAGCUGGACCUGGGAAAAAAGAUCCGGACUCCCAGAGACAUCAUGUUGGAGGAGCUUUCACUGAUGAAGAACAAAGGCUCAAAGAUGUUCAAGAUGAGGCAGCAGAGAGUUGAGAAGUUCAUCUACGAGAACAACCCCGACAUCUUCACCAGCGAUUCAAUGGACAACUUCCAGAAGUUUGUCCCCUCUCUGGGAUGUCAAAUUGGAGGUCAGAUAAUAAAUGUUGGGGGGCACUUUGUAAGCAAAGAGUCUGGUCACCCGUAUUUAGGAGCCAUACAUGUAGGAGGAGGAGCUCCGGUGCCUCCCCCAAAACCUGGAAGCAAAGGAGCAGGAGGUGCAGGAGGAGCAGGAGGUGCAGGAGGAGCAGGAGGAGCAGGAGGACUGGGUGGAGAUGACAAAGAGAUAAGAGGAGAUGGAAUAAGUGUGAGGUCCUCACAAAAAGGAGGUGGAAAAGAUGGAACCAAGAUGGAGCUUCACAUCAAGACGUACGUGUCACCAUGGGAGAAGGCCAUGAAGGGUGAUGAGAAUCUGCUAGCCACUCUAAAAUUUGCAAUGCCCGGUCCCAUUGAACAAAAGGAUAUGCCUAGAUACAAGAGCUUCAACAGAAUGGCCAUGCCCUUUGGUGGAUUUGACAAAGCCAACCAGCUCAUGAAAUUCCAGCUGCCAGAAACUGAGUUGACCAAAGAGGAGCCUGAGCCUGCAGUUGUGUACCAACACGACAUCGGCUGCCGACCCUCGUUCAACCGCACCCCCAUCGGCUGGGUGGGCAGCAGCGAGCCUGGCAGCAUCCACAUGGAGGCGGAUGUCGUUCCCUUUGAUGGAGAAACUGAUGAGCUGUGAAAACAUAAUCAUAAUGUGAUAAUCACUGUUCACUAUACAUACACAAGUGAGUGUGACUGUAUGGAUAAACUUCAGCAUGCACACACACACAUACACACACACACACACACACACACACACACACACACACACACACACACACACACACACACACACACAAUGAGAAAGCUUAAGAGUUAUCUGUGGAAUUUGAAAGUGUGAAUAACUGAAAAUGUACAUGACUUGUAGUCAUGCUUUGCCCUGCUUUAAGUCAAAAAAGCUGUAAUGUUAUUAAAACAUCUAAACGACAGCAUGGGUUUGUAAGAAAAAGUUCAGAAGUUUCUGAUGUUGUCAGUGAAGAAAGAAGGAAUUAUGUGUGAACAAGGAGAUUUCUGCUGCUAAUUUUGUGCAUGCUCAACGUGAAACUGUCAAACCACUUGUUAUCUCCUACCUUUUUGUCAAAACUCAGAUUAUUGUAGAAGCAUAAAAACCCUCUCGAUCUUUUACUCGGGUGAGCACACUUUUGUUGAGUUUUGUGCAAAACAGUUUUGUUGCAAUAAAUUCUAAAUCUCUGCUUUUUUUUAAAGAAAAAAUGUUAGGAAGAGUAAAAAAUCUAAAUACUCCACCUAGAACUGAUUAAAAAAACAAAAUUUAGUGAGAAUAUUUUAGAAAAAUUGCUCUGAUAUGACAAUUUUGAAAAGAAAUGUACUUAAACUUUUAAACUGAUGCUGUUCUCUCAAGCUGCUGAGGAUAAUCUUAUUCAAACACACAGAAUGUAUCAAUGUUUCCUGUACACAAGUAAAUAAAACUAAGUCUUGUUUCAUUUUA